Molecule: messenger RNA, 1602 nt
Organism: Plasmodium gonderi
Lineage: Eukaryota; Apicomplexa; Aconoidasida; Haemosporida; Plasmodiidae
Product: variable surface protein
Exons: 3
Coding region: 1-1602 (533 amino acids)
Source: RefSeq, a predicted model, not a curated record
AUGAAGCCAUUAAAUGUAUUACACAUGCUUAUAAAUUAUUUUGAUUUAAGCACCUUACCAUCACAGAGAUUAUAUCGGAACAUAAAUGAUGGGUAUUAUGUAAUUAAUGAGGAUAAUUUUUGGGAUGAAAUAGAAUAUAGGAUCAGAAAACAAUCUGAUAUUCCAAUUUCUAAAAAAUUAAUAUCUGGCUUCACUUAUGGUGCAUAUGGUAUAAAAAAUGUUGAAGAAAAAGAUGAAAUUUGGAAUUUUUUGUAUUUCUGGACAGGGGAAAUAAUAUGUAUAACGCAAUCCAAUUUUAUAGAUGUCAUGAAAAUACUAACUGAAGUAAUAUAUAAAUUUGAUGUUCAAAAUGUGUUUAUACGUGAUUUAUUAAGUAUUACAAAUAAAGAUGAUUUUUCAAAAUUGAAGAUGAUUUUUGAUUAUAUUUAUGACUAUGAAAUUGCUAAAAGUACAAUUACUCAAAAUCAUGUAGUAUGCAGCACUCAAUUGAAUGAUCGUCUAAAUAACUAUUUCAUGAAUUAUAUUGAAGUAAAAAAUAAAUGUGACUCAGAUUAUGAUACAUUGUGCCAAAUAUUUAAAAAAUUCAUGGAAAUAAAACAGAAUAAUGGAAACUUAGAAAAAUUAACUUGUCGUGCUGUGAGUGAUAAAGAAAUUAAAGUUAAAGAAGAUGAAGGUUUCCCUAAAACUGCACAGGGAGAUCUAACUUUAAAUCAUGUGAUCAUAUUAAAAAAUACAGAAGAAGGUUCCGAUUUACAGCCAUCUAUUGAAGUAGGAUAUCAUAUCGAAUCAGAAGACCACAUUGUACCAGAAACUCCUGCUGGAUCAGAACCAGUUUCUGGAUUAAACCAGCCUGCUUCUGAUUCAGCAGAUGAUAGAUUAGAACAAGAUUCUGGGGUAGAACCAGAUGCUGAAUUUAAACUAAAUGGUAAAUUUAAACGAGGUGAUGUAUUCGAACAAGCUGAUGGAUUUGAAUCACAUGAUAAUUUAGAAACAUCAACUGUAUCACCAGAAGAUACUAUAUUACAAAAACCAGCUGAACAUCCGGGGUCUGCUGUAACACCAAAACUUACUCAAUCACAAGAAUCUAAUGGGUUAUCAGAAUCUGGCGCAUCGCCAAAACUUACUGAAUUAUCAGACGUUGAUGAAUUACCUGACAUUGUUGAGAUGCCGGAGAUAAAUGUAUCACAUCAACCUAAUGUAGUACCUGGAAGUACCUUAUUGCAGGUUCCUGCAACACCAGAUCCUGUGGGAUCACCAGUAAAUCCUGCAGUAAAUCAAAAUGGACAAAAUAACCCUAUUAAAACAAGCAACUCUCCGAAUGUAAAACCUCUCCCCGGAAUGAAUUCAUUUUUUUCAUCAACAUAUACUAAAGCUGGAGUCAUUCUACUGUUCUUAGGUAUUUUGAUACCUAUGCUUAUUGUGUAUACUCUUUCAGUACUUAUCUCAAAAGUACAGAGUCGCUAUUUCAGGAAAAAGAAAAACCCAUAUCAUAUGUAUUUUGAUAAAACACAUGUAUAUCCAUUCUAUUAUGAUAGAAUGUUAGAGGGAAAAUCGUAUCACAAACAGAAUUAUGUGGGUUAUUAUCCUCUUAUGAUUGAGUAA